GCAGUAUAAUAGUAAAUGAAGGAUGGGAAAAGAGGGAGCAGGAAAAUAAAGAUACAAGAGGCAAAUGGUGUCUGAGGAAAGAUUUCAAGCAAACAAGUUGACAAGAAUGGAAGCAAAGAAAGUAGGAUUUUUUUUUUUAAGUAAGGGAAGAAUGGGAGAAAGCAAUGAAUGAAAAAGGAGAUACAAAAGGAGGAUGGAAAAGAAUAUGAACAAGAGCAAAAAAUUAAGAAAGAAUGAUUUAAAAUUAGUAAAAUAAGAAUUGAGGGGAGGAGAAAAGGAAGAAAAGUUAAUAACGAUUUAAAACCAGUAAGGAAGGAAUGAAGGAGAAAGAAAAAGGAGCAAAAAGCAAGAUAUAAUGACUUAAAAUUAGGGAAGAAGAGAGGGAAGGAAGGAAAGAUGGAAAAAGUAAAUGUAGUAUGAAAGUAGCUGGAUGUAACAGAAGGAUGGAGGGAAUGACAGAAGAAAGGAAUGAAAAAAGAACUAGAAACAAGAACGAUUUAAAACCAAUAAAAGGAAGAAAGAAAAACAGGCAAAAAGGCAAAUAAUGAUCAAAUAAAAUCAAUAACAUUUUAUUGAUUUUACUUCACAUCAAGAAAGAAAAGACAAACUUCAAGCAAAAAAGUGAGAAAAUAGAGGGAAAAUGAGAUUAGUGUGAAAGCAAGGAAGAAUGAUUUCAAAACACUAAAGUUGAACAAGCAAGAAGAAGAAGAAAAAAGAAAGGCCAUUAUUAACUGGGAGUUAAAAAGCUGAAGCUGUAUAGAACCACUUUGCUCCCUGCCUGAGCCGCCAGCUGGGGUAUUUGCAUAAGCAGUAAAAGAGAGGGAUGGACAGAGGGAGAGAGAGCGAGGGAGUGAGAGAGGGAGGGGGGAAUCAUAUCAGACACUCCCACAACCUAUAAAGCACAACCAUACUGAAACACUCAGUGAAACCACACGUGGGUCUCUACGCAAGGGGGAGAGCCAGCGCUGCACAGGGACAGAGAGCCGGAGGAGGAGUGUGCAUGUGUGUUUGAGGAAGCAAGACGUGGAUUUCAGCUCAUAUGUGAUGUGAGUGAGGACAAACAACAAACUCAACCCUUCAGGAUCAAUUCUCCAACUCUCGACUUCAAGGAAAAACUCAUUUCAAAUGAUUCCUAGUAGCAGGGCAAUGUAAUACCAGAGUGCAACUGUACUAGAGGACUAUCCGGAGAGCAAACAAGUGGAGGACUUGGCUUCGGAACCAGAGAUCCAUGCAUUACGAACUCUAGAGUCUUGCAAGCAACAUUAGAAAUCUGUGUGGAGAGGUUCGGAGGUUUCAGUGAUGUCUUUCGCGAUGGUGCGUCCGGCUCCCAGCCGAUACCUCUACUCCGAGAUCUCGAUGAUGUCAGAAGAUGACGAAAAUGGCAGCGAGAGCUCGGGCUCGGAUGACCGCUCGUUUCGUUUGGACGCCUCAGGAUACGAACUUAAAGUUGGAAGAAAGCGGAAACCUGGUGUAGGUGGAGGACGGCUGAUAAGUACAUCACCUAACUCCACCGGGACAAUGGCUCCAGUGGCAGAGGGCCGUCCACGCAAUGCAGCCAACGCACGGGAGCGGGAUCGCACCAACAGUGUCAACACGGCCUUCACCGCGUUAAGGACUCUCAUCCCAACAGAGCCUGCUGACCGGAAGCUGUCCAAGAUCGAGACCUUGCGGUUGGCGUCCAGUUACAUCUCCCACCUUGGAAACGUGCUCCUUGUGGGUGAAGCUUGUGGGGAUGGACAGCCGUGCCACAGCGGAGGGCCUUCAACCUCAAACUACUACCACCACCAUGGCUCGCCUAGUCGGGACUCGGAGAACUCCCAGCCCAAACAGAUCUGCACAUUUUGCCUCAGCAAUCAGAGGAAAAUGAGUAAAGACAGAGAGAGAAAAUCAGCCUUGAGGAGUUAAGCCACGACGUGAAUGGAUUUACAAAAUAUCAUCACCAAUGUACAAAAGCUGAUGACUGCAAAAUGCAAUGUUGUGGUGUAUAUAUGCAAAUAUCAAUUCAUAUUUAAUUAUUUGUAAAUUGCCAUUGGACUGGAGCAUUUUGUUGGAGGAAAAAAAAACACAUAUGACUGGAAAAGACCAGACUGCAGCGACUUGAUUACUCAAGAGCUGAACAUCCCGCCACAGACUACACCAAGCUAAACCAAAUGCUUAUCAUCGACCACAGGGAGUUUAGGUAAUGCUAUUCUCACCAAAGAAUCUCAAUAAGAGGACUGCGUUCACAAGGCUGCAAAUGAUCACAUAACUUCUCCAGUAGACACAGCGUACGGAGCCCAGCUUUACAAAUCAAAACAAUGAUGGAACAUCUUCCUAUUUUCAAAAUCAAUGAGGACCAUGGGACAGUGCUGACUGAAGACAUGAAUAGAUGCAAACUGACAUGUGGCAUGUUCUUUCUUACAAAAACACAAAAGACACUUAGCCUGACUAUGAAAAUGCAACAAAUUCAAUAAAUGCAGUAUACUGUAUGUGUAUAAAAUGGCAAAUUACUUAUAUUCUUCAUUGUUUUAAAUUAAAAAAAAAAAUACUGAAC
Molecule: messenger RNA, 2533 nt
Organism: Carassius auratus (goldfish)
Lineage: Eukaryota; Metazoa; Chordata; Actinopteri; Cypriniformes; Cyprinidae
Product: basic helix-loop-helix transcription factor scleraxis
Exons: 2
Coding region: 1300-1905 (201 amino acids)
Biological process (GO): regulation of transcription by RNA polymerase II; developmental process
Molecular function (GO): DNA-binding transcription factor activity, RNA polymerase II-specific; protein dimerization activity; RNA polymerase II transcription regulatory region sequence-specific DNA binding
Source: RefSeq, a predicted model, not a curated record